AUGAAAACACUUAUCGUAUUUCUCAUGUUGCACCGUACUGUACUUAUGAUCACUGCUCAGCAAUUGAAGUUGCCUUUACAUACGAUUAGGAUUCCUGCAGGCAGCAUGUGGGGAGUAUGCUCCAAAUCUCCAAUGGUUGCGAGCUACGCUAUAAAGUUAGCCGAUCCAAACGCCAUAUUAGAUCCAACAAAUUAUGAUGGUAUAAUUGAACCAUUAGAAUCAAAAUUAAAUGUUAAAGGAAUAGGUUUUAUUGCGGCUGUUGGUAAUUUGAUGGAUGAAUUUGUUGAAGAAUCACUUUGCACCGCUGCAACAGAACCUUAUGAAGUAUCAGCUUGCGCGAAAGAAUUCAAAUUUCCUACUGGAAUUUCUGGAACAUGGUGUUUGAUCAUUGUUAACCGAUUUCUCAAUUACCAAAACAUCGAUGUUGUUUAUUCGUUUACUCAAAGUGUGUUUAUGGAAGGUUCAUAUAGAAUAGGUGAUAACGUAGAAUUCGCCUUAAAGAAAAAUGAUCUAUUUGCCUUCUCGUUAGAUGAAAUUAACAAUAUCAAAAAAAGAAAUUUUAGACGUAGUAAACCACUUCGUCUUGAAAGCUCCUUUUAG
Messenger RNA from Funneliformis mosseae, 600 nucleotides. Lineage: Eukaryota; Fungi; Glomeromycota; Glomeromycetes; Glomerales; Glomeraceae. The record is from the annotation of a GenBank genome assembly.